AUGGCUUCGGCGAUUAUCGACACACCUGUUGCGCAGCCCGAGCUGCAGCCAACAUGGUCCAACAGCACAUCCCAGUUUCCAGGUAGCCUACCAGACUUCUUUGCGGGCUGGUCUACCUGGCAAUAUGUUGUGACAUUUCUGCUCGGUGUUGUAGUCUACGAUCAAGGUAUCAUUAACUUCGAACAUGUGGCAAUGUACCUCAAACGCAAAGGUUCGAUUGCUGGUCCAGCAUUCAAGAUUCCACUCAUGGGCCCUUUCAUUCAAGCCCUGCACCCAAAGUUUGAGGAAUAUCUUGCACAAUGGGCGAGUGGCCCGCUGAGUUGUGUUUCCGUUUUCCACAAGUUCGUUGUACUUGCUUCCGACCGAGACAUUGCCCACAAAGUCUUCAAAUCACCCGCUUACGCCGAGCCGUGCAUCGUACCCAUCGCCAAGGACAUCCUUGGCCACAAAGCUUGGGUCUUCCUCCAGGGGAAAGCCCAUGCUGAAUACCGCAGAGGCUUGAUGCCUCUGUUCACCAACAAGGCCAUGGCAACCUACCUUCCGGUCCACGAAAAGGUGCUGGGUGAAUACUUUGACAAGUUUGUCGCUGCGAGCAAGGAGAACCAGGGACAGCCCAUGGCCUUCAUGGCGCUCUUCCGCGAGAUCAACUGUGCUCUUUCGUGCCGCACUUUCUUCGGUGACUACAUCUCGCAGGAUGCUGUCAAGAAGAUUGCCGACGACUUUUACCUUGUCACUGCCGCGCUCGAGCUCGUCAACGUCCCAUUGUCGAUGUACAUCCCUUUUACCAAGGUCUGGCUGGGCAAGCGUGUGGCGGAUGCGGUUCAUGCCGAAUUCGCCAAAUGCGCUGCUGCUUGCAAGGCCAACAUGGCCAAGGGCGCGACGCCAACAUGCAUCGUCGACCACUGGGUGCUUCACAUGAUGGAGUCUGAGAGGUACCGCGAAAAGGUUGCUGCGGGAGAGACAGACGCGGUCAAGCCGACCAACAUGAUCCGCGAGUUCACGAAUGAGGAGAUCUCGGAGACCCUCUUUACCUUCCUCUUUGCCUCUCAGGAUGCAUCGAGCAGCGCCACAACGUGGCUGUUCCAAAUCCUCGCCCAGCGACCUGAUGUGGUUGACCGCAUGCGCGAGGAGAACCUGGCUGCCAGAGGCGGGGAUAGGACCAAGCCCUUUGACCUGCCGAUGUUGGAGUCGCUCACCUACACCAACGCUGUCGUCAAGGAACUUCUACGCCUUAGACCACCCGUCAUCUUCGUUCCCUACCUUGCGACGAAAAAGUUCCCGGUUACCCCCAACUAUACGGUUCCCAAAGGGUCCAUGAUCAUCCCAUCAUGCUACCCAGCCUUGCACGACCCGAACGUCUACCCCAACCCCGAAUUCUUUGACCCCGACCGCUGGAUCACCGGAGACGCGGAAUCCAAGACCAAAAACUGGCUCGUCUUCGGCGCAGGACCGCACGACUGCCUCGCCAGGAGGUAUGUGCCGCUUACAAUGGCGGCGAUGAUUGGGAAGGCGACGUUGGAGAUUGACUGGAAGCAUCAUGCUACGGAAAAGUCGGAAGAGAUUAGAGUAUUUGCAACACUGUUUCCUAUGGUAAGCUCCAUCCGCUAG
This is a messenger RNA of Colletotrichum spaethianum, 1608 nucleotides long. Its product is annotated as cytochrome P450. NCBI's taxonomy places the organism in Eukaryota, Fungi, Ascomycota, Sordariomycetes, Glomerellales, Glomerellaceae. The record is from RefSeq and is a predicted model, not a curated record. Gene Ontology annotation, biological process: sterol metabolic process. Gene Ontology annotation, molecular function: oxidoreductase activity, acting on paired donors, with incorporation or reduction of molecular oxygen; heme binding; monooxygenase activity. The coding region runs from base 1 to 1608 and encodes 535 amino acids. The transcript has 3 exons.